Molecule: messenger RNA, 647 nt
Organism: Dothidotthia symphoricarpi CBS 119687
Lineage: Eukaryota; Fungi; Ascomycota; Dothideomycetes; Pleosporales; Dothidotthiaceae
Exons: 3
Coding region: 329-604 (91 amino acids)
Source: RefSeq, a predicted model, not a curated record
GUCGAACAAGAAGGCGGCCUGCCUGCUCUUCAGAAUUGAUAGAAGAAACGCAAGAAAGCUGGUCGUUUCUUCCGUGAGCCGUGAGGACACUUGUGUCUAGCAUCAGGAUGCUCCAUCGCGAAACCUCGUGAUAUCGCGACAAGUGCCAUCCCUGCUUAUCGCAUGCAUAACAACACGCCUAGGAACUAAAGAGGGGAAAGUGCAGCCUCGGGACCGAAGUCUGGAGAGGGGUCUAAGAAGGGCCGUUCCUCUCCUCCCAUUCUCAUUCUCCUCUUGUCCAUCCGAAGUGCCUCAAGCCAUUCAAAACGUCAAAGAGUAAAACACCACAAUGAACCAGGGAUCCUCCAACUCCAACUCCAACCCCAGUUCGGGCUCCGGUAACGCGGGAUCCGGCAACUCUGGCAGCGGAGGCUACACGACUACUAGUUCUGGCACGAACAGCCAGGGCAACCACUACUGCAGCCGUGACUACGGUUCAAGCGCCGAGAAUCAGAACUCGUACCACUACUCCAACAAUGAUGGCUCGUAUUACUACAGCAAUCCUAACGGCUCGACAUACUACAACGAUGGCAACGGAAACGCCAGCUACAAUUCUGGCAAAUAAGCCGUUGAUAUGACCUGGAGGAGGACUGUUAACGGAGGGCUAC